This is a messenger RNA of Xyrauchen texanus (razorback sucker), 3700 nucleotides long. RefSeq names its product AN1-type zinc finger protein 5-like. Gene Ontology annotation, molecular function: DNA binding; zinc ion binding. The transcript is spliced from 6 exons. Bases 162 to 824 code for a protein of 220 amino acids. The record is from RefSeq and is a predicted model, not a curated record. NCBI's taxonomy places the organism in Eukaryota, Metazoa, Chordata, Actinopteri, Cypriniformes, Catostomidae.
CACGUCUGUUGUUUCAGAUGACGCUGGGAAGUAGGCCGCACACGCGUACCAGGAACCUUCUCUGACGAUUUCUGUGGAUCAAGGUCGUCGAUUUCUCCUCAAUCGCACCAAAAUACGGGAUUGCCCUCUCCCGUCCCCCUUACCCCCCCUUCUUAGACAGCAUGGCUCAGGAGACAAAUCAGACACAGGUGCCAAUGCUUUGUACUAUGGGAUGCGGUUUCUAUGGUAACCCUCGCACCAACGGAAUGUGCUCUGUCUGCUACAAGGAACAUCUGCAGAGACAACAAGGAGGGGGGCGAAGCAGCCCCCCAGGUGAGAAAGCUGCCACAUCACCUGUAGGUUCCCCAGGCGCAUCUGCAGUGUCUGUGGAGUCCGCCCCUGUACCCACCUCAGAAGCAGUCACCCCACCUGAAGAACGUACGUCUAGCAGUUCGCCCAGCCCUGUAACCCAACAAAUGACUGCUAUGAGCAUCUCACAGGACACUGGAACCACUGAUUCAGAUAGAGCAGAAGUGGAGGAGGAGGAGGAUGAGGAGGAAGAUGAUGAGGGCUCGUCUAUAAGCACAGGGCCAGUAGGGGAGGCUGCACAGACUUCUUCAGACGGAGAUCAGACUCCUGACAAGAACAAAAAGAAGAAUCGAUGCUUCACUUGUAGGAAAAAAGUUGGCCUCACAGGCUUCGACUGUCGCUGUGGUAACCUGUUUUGUGCUAUCCACCGUUACUCUGACAAACAUGACUGUCCCUACGACUACCGAGGAGCUGCUGCCGCUCGCAUCCGCAAGGAGAACCCCAUUGUGGUAGCUGAGAAGAUUCAGAAGUUAUGAGGACUGACGGCUAAGAGCAAAAUUCUUUGACCUGCAAGUUUUGGAACCAUGGCGCUGAAUAACACCAUUCUAAAAUGGGUUCAUUUGUUCAAUGUAGGAUAAGGUGGGUGGGGUGAUGGGGGUACUGCCCCUGCUUGGCCAUUCCCUAAACCAUCAUCUCCCUGUCUCUCCUGGAAGGACGUGUGUGUGUGUGUGUGUGUGUGUGUGUGUGUGUGUGUGUGUGUGUGUGUGUGUGUGUGUUUCUUUAGAGAGCCAGGGAGAAGAGGGAUUGGUUGUCAAGUGUGAAUCCAUGUGAACUGGGGGGAGGGUGGACACUAGUUUUUACCCUGGCAUUGAUUUUGUUAGGAUAUUAACAUUAUUUUUUUAUAGGAAAUUGGGAUGUGGGGUCAGGAGAAUGGAGGAUUUGAUUCAGGGGUGGGGGGCAUUGAGAGAAUGGGAAUUUCUCUGAUAUUGCGAAUUGUUUCUGAAGAAUCUAGAUUUUAAUGACUACUCCCACAUUUACCCAUGUUCAAUUUUUAUUUUCUGUGUUAUUGUUUUUCUUUAUUCUGAUUAAUUACCCCUGACAUGUCAAAUCCCAACCUGUACAUUUUCAAAUAUGCCUCUUUUAUAUACUGACUUAUCAUGAUAACGUUGGGUGCAUGAAUAGUUAUUGGAUGUGUUUUGAAGGGGUAGUGGGGAGGGGUGUAGCCAGAGAUUUGACAUAAGCGUGUGACUGAGUUUUUUUUGUCUUUCCUUUUCUGUUUUAAUGAGUGUAUGGCAUCAAAAGAUCUAUAUUAAUAUAUUGUACGUAGCUUGAAUUGUGUGAUUGCAGUCUAUUUAUUUUUUUUAUUAUCAUUUGGCUGGUACUGGAGGAUUGGAAGCAUGUGUCCAAAAAAAAAAAAAAAAGCUAAAAAAAUGUAUUUGUAUUAAAUCCCUUAAAUAUAUGUAAAAAAUUAUCUCUAAUUAUGUAUCAAUUUAAAGCAUAAUAAGUUCUGAUGUUAGACAGAGUAGAGUCUCCAAAAACAAAUGGACAGGAUUGGGCUGAAAAAUUAUCGGUCAAUUCAGAAUCAAAGCACAACGAAAGGAAUUUCUUAAGUAUUCUCGCACAAGUGCAGCAGCAUAGAAUCUUUGGAGCUGUAUGGAACAACAGCGAUGCGCAUACAGCAAUUAAAUAUUAACUCUUUUGACCUUUGCCCUCAGAGUCACAGAGCUUUGAGAAGCUAUGUAUUUGUUAUUAACCACCAGCAGACAAAUGAAUGAAUGAUGGCUAACAGGACUAGUGAUGUAUUACAUAACACUUUUCCGUUUUGUGAGCACUGCUUUGCUUAAUGAUGUCACAGUGGAAGAUGCAGAUAUUCACCAAACAGACAAGCCUUGCAUGCUUGCACGGAUAAUAGGUAAAAUGCAAAAUUCAUCAGCCACAUUUUAGAUUGUAACUUUGAUCUGAACAAGAAUGUAAAAAAAUUGUAAUCCCAUUGUUACAAUGCAUGGACAAAUGGAGCCGGAAUCACUGAUAUUCAAAUUAAAAGGUUUCUACUGUCUUCGCUAAUGUAAAUAAGUGGCUACCAUUCAUAUUGAAUUAUUCUUAAUAGAAUGUUGCAGUGUUCUGAGAGGAGGGGAAAGGUUAAGCAGAAUUUUUUUUUUUUUGAAUUUUUUUUUUUUUUUUUUGGUAUGUAUUGUUUAUUAACCCAUAUGUAAGGAGAAAGGUGCAGUGUGUUCUCUGUAAUCCUUUGAGUGAGGCCUGUGUCUUUUGUGCUGGCUGUGUUUGUGAUAUUAAUUACUUUGUAAAAGGGCUGAAACUACCAUGUGGGACAUUUUGUAUCCGUCUUUCACUUCAAGCAAGGUAGCCUGAAAAAGUCUUUGUGCAAAUUUUCCCAUGACUCAUAACAAUUCCCUGACUAACAAGGCAGAAUCUCAAAUACAACCUAAUUUUCUAUGUGACUCUUGGUGGAUGUAACCGAUUUGAUUGAAAUCUGUCAACAAACUGAUACCUAGCAAUGUGAUUUGAAGUCCUGGCCUGAGCAAAUUCAAUGACCUUGCUGCUUUAAGAAAAUAACCCAAGCUUUAAUUAGCACCAUCUGUGAUUGGAGCAUUAUCCUUAGUGGUGCUGGCAGUCAAGAGAGGCAGGUGUGAAAGCAGCUCUCUGAAAGAAGCUCAGAAAGCUUGCAUGCUCCCACACCAUGGUUGCUGAGCCUGAUAUGAGCCAGCAUCUUGACAGCCGUUUAAUGAGGGUUUGGAACUCACUCUUUCUGUCUGCAUUGUUCUUUUAUGCUUGAGGAUUUACUGUAUGCCCUAUACAUCUCCCAGUGCAUACAAGUCUUAUCAGACUGUACAAAAAAACGCCUUUUUGUAUUUUGAUACAGACGUGGUAAAACGCAUUAUCUAUGUAUGUUUGGCUCAAGUUACAAUGCCACAGCUUGAGACUGAGUACACCAAAAAUGUGUGAACAUUGCCAAUUAGUUGGUAAUGUUAAUCAUGCCUAAACAUAUUAAGCUCCAGUGCAGGAAAAAGCCAGCUGGGCCACAGUUCCACACCUCUAAUAUUGCCAUCAGUGUCUUUUUAGAUCACUGGCACUGUAUGUCGAGCUAAUAGGGUUACCUCUUCUACAAUAGCAACAAUUCAUGGGCAUUAUUGCAUGUUAAAGAGACAAACAGCAGAGCAAAUUCUACAUAACUUCAUGAUAGCAAAGGUUUUGAGGUUUUAUUCUCUCCUAGUUUAUCAGAACAUUCAGAUGUUAGUUUCAGCUCAGGCAUGUUGAGCAUUACGUUAACCAGCAUUCAUGGAUUAAUUUGCCAGCAUGCCCAGUCCCCCAGAGACACCACAAGAUACCUUUUUUUUCCCCCAUUCAAAUUUAGGAUUGUAUGAUGUGUAUGAGUAAGUAUAAAACGAAUAAAAUC